Hirsutella rhossiliensis is the source of this 2010-nucleotide messenger RNA. Its product is annotated as magnesium transporter NIPA domain-containing protein. NCBI's taxonomy places the organism in Eukaryota, Fungi, Ascomycota, Sordariomycetes, Hypocreales, Ophiocordycipitaceae. The coding region runs from base 1 to 2010 and encodes 669 amino acids. Gene Ontology annotation, biological process: magnesium ion transport. The record is from RefSeq and is a predicted model, not a curated record. The transcript has 2 exons. Gene Ontology annotation, molecular function: magnesium ion transmembrane transporter activity. Gene Ontology annotation, cellular component: membrane.
AUGAUGCACUCGUCCUUCACGGCCGGCCCGUCAACCCCGGCAGCGACCGGCGCCCCUGAGAGCCCCGGCAAGGCCCUGCGAAACUGGUCGUCUCUCAUCGGCAUCAUCACGGCCAUUGUCGGCAACAUCCUCAUCGCGCUGGCGCUCAAUGUCCAGAGGUACGCGCACACGAGGCUGAAUAAAGAGCGCGUGCGCGUGCGCCAGCGGGCCCGCGCUGCCCUGAAGCGAUCCCAGAGCAGCGGCACCCAGUCGGGGUCCUACGGAGCCAUCGGCGGCCAUGCCGAUGACGGAGACGACGAGACCCUCCCGCUGGCUGCCUCGCAGCACUCGAGCGCAAACACAGACGGCGACGACGACGACGACGACGAGCAGGCCAAGGUCGCCUCCACAUAUCUCAAGUCCCCGUACUGGUGGCUCGGCCAGAUCCUCAUCACCCUCGGCGAGAUGGGCAAUUUCCUGGCCUACGGCUUCGCUCCAGCGUCCAUUGUCUCGCCCCUGGGCGUUGUUGCCCUUGUGUCGAACUGCAUAAUCGCUCCCGCCAUGUUCCACGAGAAAUUCCGCGGGCGAGACUUUUGGGGUGUCGUCAUCGCCGUCGCGGGCGUCGUCACGGUCGUUCUGAGCGCCAACCAAGAAGAGACAAAGUUGGAGCCCCACGACGUGUGGGAGGCCAUCACGACCAUGGAGUUUGAGAUCUAUCUGGGCGUCACGACUCUCCUCAUACUCAUCCUGAUGUGGGCGAGCGGUAGGUAUGGCAAGCGCACAAUUCUCAUCGACCUCGGCCUCGUCGGUCUCUUUGGUGGCUACACGGCAUUGGCGACCAAGGGCGUCUCGUCGAUGCUCUCCUCGACACUGUGGAGGGCCUUUACCACGCCCGUCACCUACGUGCUCAUACUCAUUCUUCUCGUCACUGCCGUCAUGCAGAUUCGCUACGUCAACAAGGCGCUGCAGCGCUUCGAUUCGACCCAGGUCAUCCCGAUCCAAUUCGUCCUCUUCACGCUCUGUGUCAUCCUCGGCAGCGCAAUCCUGUAUCGCGACUUUGAGAAGACGACGGGCGAACAGGCCGUCAAGUUCGUCGGCGGCUGCCUGUUGACCUUUUUUGGCGUCUUUCUCAUUACAACUGGCAGGCAGCCGCAAGAAGAUCCAGACGAUCUUUUGUCGGAUGAAGAGGGCGUCGAGGAGACAAUUGGCUUGACGCAACAAGAAGCCAACAGCUUGAGCCGUGUCCCAGACUUGCCCACGCCCCCGUCUCAGUCCCGGAGAUCUAGCAGGCUGUCCCGGGUCAGUUUCGCCGAAGCAACUAAGCCGGGGUCGCCGCCGGAUGACGCCGACAUCCCGUCACUUGGUCCAUUGGGGGCUGCUGGGAGCCCUACCGACUUGCUCGAGGGAGAGUCGUCACCGCUACUCGGCAACCCUUGGCGGGAAUCCUAUGUUGAUUCUGCGCCGGCGCCCCGUGGAACGCGGACGCUGUCUGCCGACUCGGCCAUGAUGGUGCCUGCGCUGGCCUCGACGUCAGCCAACUCGGUUCCACCAACGCCCACCAGGGGCUUGACGCAUCCACAUACAGAUCGACCUGUCACGCCGCGGACCAGCUCGUGCGCCUCGCGGACCUCGAGCCGUCGUCGCUCCAAGACGUUUAUAUCUCCAUCCCCACUCUCGUCGACGGUGACGACGGUCGUCAAGGACGCCUUUCUCGGAGGGCACGACAUUGCAUUGGGGAAGAGGACUUCUUUAAAGCGCAUUAGGUCCAGCAUCCGCGCCAGUCUAUUCUUUCACGACGAAGAGGACAAAGGCGGGCAUGGGCACGAUCAGGUCGCAGCGCUGGUGUCGGAUGAUCAUCUACCACGGAUCUCGAGCGCAGCAGACUCGGAUGACGAGAACCCAAGACAGCGCAUGUCACGGAGCGUCAGCGAUGCCCUCGGCGACUUCUUCCGGUCCAGGAAGAAGAAGCCGGGCGCGAUGGGCGACGGCCAAGGUGAGGCAGCCAGCGACGUUGAGACGGGGACGCGAUAG